CUCCUCCUCUCUUGCUUUUAAAAGCCCCUUUCGCAGCUCUCUCCCACUGUUUUACUAACAUGGAACCUCCGCCUCCACCACCGCCACCGCCACCUCCACCUCCGCCUCCACCUCCGCCACCGCCACCGCCACCGCCGCCACCGCCAUGUACCCUUGGUUUCUCUCUGGCUUUCUCUUUCACUCUCUGUUUUGACGGGAUGGAUCCUCCACCCCCUCCACCGCCGCCGCCGCCACGAGGUCCCCCUUGGCCCCUGCUGGGCCUUCAGGCGCUCUUGGGAGCGGAAGAUAACGCCGGACUCAUUCUCCAGAAUCGCCCACAAAAUUUUAAUUUGAUGAUCGUACAGCAAGCGCGUAACAUCCGCAUCCCAACAACCAGGGAGGCCCUGUAUAUCCUGCGCAAUGGGAUCGAGAGCUAUUUGCACGUACUCAACGAGGACUCGUUUGGUUUAGAUCACGAUCUGCUGAUUCAGGAUCCCAUUGUAACGAGAUGGGUGAGAGGCUAUGUGCUGGGGCGGCUGAGGUUGGCAGCUACUUUUGAAGAUGCGGUUCGGGAAGAAAGGCGCCGAGAAGCGGUGGAGGCUUUUAAUGGGAUGAUAGAGCGACAAAUGAGGGCUGUGGGGGUGGACGCGCACGGAACUUUUCUCCAUUGGCCUUCUGUUCCGAUACCGGUAGCACGAUUUACGGCCAUCUGGGUUUGUUCCUACCCUCGUAUAUGAUUGGAAGAAGCGCUGGGGUUGCAUAGAUCGCAUGCGGAGCUCCUGCAGUCUUGAGGUGUUUUCAUUUCGAUAGUUUUCUAUCUUAAGUCGAUCGUGUUUUUUUUUUAUGUUUUUGUUGUCGUGAGAAAGACAUGGUUGGAGAGGAAAGUUGCUGGAUUCUGUGGUGUUCGUAUGUCCAUGUUCUAUCUUAGACG
Messenger RNA from Syzygium oleosum, 910 nucleotides. RefSeq lists its product as uncharacterized. The transcript is spliced from 2 exons. The record is from RefSeq and is a predicted model, not a curated record. Gene Ontology annotation, biological process: actin filament polymerization. Bases 60 to 716 code for a protein of 218 amino acids. NCBI's taxonomy places the organism in Eukaryota, Viridiplantae, Streptophyta, Magnoliopsida, Myrtales, Myrtaceae. Gene Ontology annotation, cellular component: cytoplasm; actin filament. Gene Ontology annotation, molecular function: actin binding; microtubule binding.